ACACGAUACAAUAGUGUGGAUUUCGGUAUGAUAGGAGGACGCUGAUAAAUGGCCUUCAUCCCCCGUCUGUUUCUACGGUAGUAGACAAGCUAGUCUUACCUUGGUUGUCUUUCGCCAUUGAUUUCCCACGCUUCUCUGUACCGUUGGGGUAAUAUUGCCUGUUCUCUUCCUGCCGGCUCCGUUGAAUUGUCUCUCGUUCUCGACAAACCGCCGGUAUGCGUUUCUCUUCCGUUACGGCAGCUGGGCUGCUCGCACUUCCCAGCGUCAGCGCCAACCUUCAUGAGCUCGCCGUGGCUGCCGGCAAGAAAUACUUUGGCUCCGCCACGGACAACGGGGAGCUCACUGACACCGCCUACGUCAACAUCCUCAAGAACAACAAGAUGUUUGGCCAGAUUACACCCGGGAAUGGCCAGAAGUGGCAGUUUACCGAGCCGAGCCAAGGCUCCUUCUCAUACACCGGCGGCGACCAGAUCACAGACUUCGCCAAGAACAACGGCCAGCUCAUCCGCUGCCACACCCUCGUGUGGCACUCCCAGCUUCCGGACUGGGUCUCUUCGGGAACCUGGACCGAGGAACAGCUGACCAGCAUCAUUGAGACGCACAUCUCCAACGUCGCCGGCCAUUACAAGGGCCAGUGCUAUGCCUGGGACGUCGUCAACGAAGCCCUCGAAGAGGACGGCACGUACCGUGACAGCGUCUUCCACAAGGUCCUCGGCACCGACUUCAUACCCAUUUCGUUCAAGGCCGCCGCCGCAGCCGACGCGGGUGCCAAGCUUUACUACAACGACUACAACAUCGAGCUACCCGGUGGCAAGCAGAAGGAGGUCCUCAAUAUCAUCAAGAACAUCAAGGCCGCAGGCGCCCGUAUCGACGGUCUCGGCCUUCAGGCCCAUCUCAUCGUCGGCAGCGCCGGCUCCCGCUCGGAUCUGAAAUCCGUCCUCCAGUCUUACGUUGACGCCGGUGUCACCGAGGUCGCCUACACUGAGCUCGACAUCCGCCACUCCUCCGUCCCCGCCAACGCCGCCGCCCAGCAGCAGCAGGCCCAAGACUAUGUCAACGUUGUCGGUGCCUGCUUAGACGUCGCCGAGUGUGUUGGUAUCACCAUCUGGGACUACACCGACAAGUACUCCUGGAUCCCAUCCGUUUUCCCGGGCAGCGGCGAAGCCCUCCCCUGGGACAAGGACCUCAACCCCAAGCCCGCAUACACCAGCAUCUCCAGUCUUCUCGCUGCCGCUGCUACGUCUGCCCCUGUUGCUUCCGUUUCACCUAUCGCUAAUACCACUUUGCCCAUCGCCCCGGCAACGACAACCGAGGCUACUGCCCCUGCUACUACUCCUGCCCCUGGUACUGCCGCCCGUUGGGCUCAGUGCGGCGGAUUGGAAUUCACCGGUACUAGCACCUGCGAGACUGGCCUUGUCUGUGAGAAGUUGAAUGACUAUUACAGCCAGUGUGUUUAAAAGAUAGCUACAGUGGUUCAUGGGAGAGGCCACUGAGGUACUGGCGGAACUGCUUCGGGUGGUGUUUCGAGGAGAAGGUGAUGACAUUCGUGUACAUAGCCUCAGUUGAUGAAAACAUAAAUUGUCUAUUACUUGUUAAA
Messenger RNA from Colletotrichum navitas, 1597 nucleotides. Its product is annotated as family 10 glycosyl hydrolase. Gene Ontology annotation, molecular function: hydrolase activity, hydrolyzing O-glycosyl compounds; cellulose binding. NCBI's taxonomy places the organism in Eukaryota, Fungi, Ascomycota, Sordariomycetes, Glomerellales, Glomerellaceae. The transcript has a single exon. The record is from RefSeq and is a predicted model, not a curated record. Gene Ontology annotation, biological process: carbohydrate metabolic process. Gene Ontology annotation, cellular component: extracellular region. Bases 216 to 1457 code for a protein of 413 amino acids.